AUGGGUCUUUGCUCGGAUUAUGCACUUGAUGCACAAAUCCAAAAGAUACUUUUUUCAUUGGAUUUAUGGGUGCCGAAAGCAGCUCGAGAAGUACAUAUUGAUAAUGUUGCACAACAACGAUAUGCUGCAGCUUCUUUCACUGGUUUUAAUCGCGCUCGAUCUCCACCAAGAAAUGAUAGUAUCAGUAAUAAUAAUAUUAGUAAUCGAUUACGUCGUACAUUAGCUGUACGAUCAAUGUCGGCAGAAGUUUUUCGUAGUUCGAUUGAUACAGGCAAUAGUGGAUCUUAUUCACGUAUAAUAAGUACGAAUGAUUCACGAGAUUUAAAUAAAACCAAUGCAACAGCAACAAAUAUAUCAUUGAUGAAAAAAUCAAGCAAUGGUCAAAAUUUUGAUGAUAUUUCAAUUACAGGACAAUCACAAAUUAAACUUAUGCCUAUUUUGGAAGGUGGUGAAAAUGAAGAUAAAUUAACUGACCAGUCAACAACACGUAUCAAUGCAAAUAUUCCAACAAUGAUAAAUACAACAACUAUUGAUUGGACACCAAUGGAAAAUGAACCUUCAACAUCAACUACAAGUCGAACAUCUAUUGAUGCACUUUUCGAAUUAAGUGUUCGUGCAGAUUCAGCUCUUAAAACAGCUUUAUGUGAAAAUAGUGCCAUGACAACAAAUGUUAGUAAAACUAAUAAUAACAAUGAUCGUAUUACAUUACGUAAAAGUGUUAGUGUUAUGAAUCAAAAACAGAAAACUGGUAGUGGUCGUUCACUAAUUCGUGCCAAAUCAGAUAUGGUUGCUAGUUCUGAUGCAAGUCGAAAACGUGCUUUAACUCAUAUUGCUCGUGCUUCGGAACGUUAUUUUAGUGAUGAUCCUAAGAUGAUUGCUGAAAUUGAAGAACUUGAACUCGAAUAUCUAUUCAAUUAUAUUCGUCAUUUAAAAACAUUUUCUAAAUAUGCCGAAAUGACAGAAGAUGAAAUUUUACAAGAAGUUGAAAGUGAUCCACAUACAUUACGUCAACGAACAAAAGAAAUUUUAAAAGGAAAAAUGUCUGAUUCAUACGCUAAUUAUCUUGCAAAAUAUCCAAUAAAAAAACAACGUCGUCGAGAACAUCCAACAACACCAAAUAAAUAUCGUAAAUGUUCACGACGUUGUUUUGAUGGACAAUUACGUACCUGGCGUCGUAAUUUACAUCAAUUUGACGAAGAUAAUAAACAAGAAACAAUAGGUACAAUUGAAAUAAAUUUUAUCAAUGAAAAAGAUGAACAAAUAUUAACAGAGUAA
This is a messenger RNA of Rotaria sp. Silwood2, 1275 nucleotides long. Lineage: Eukaryota; Metazoa; Rotifera; Eurotatoria; Philodinida; Philodinidae. The record is from the annotation of a GenBank genome assembly.